CUGGAUGGGAUUAACUUCUGUUUUUUUUUCUGAUUACAAAUCAACCUCAAAACACACACACUGCACCCCCCCCCCCUUCCCUCUUUAAGCCCCGCCCCUCUGUCUGCCUCUGGCUGAGCUCAGUCCUGUACGGCCCUCGUUUUCUCUGAGUGUGUGUGUGAGUGUGUGUGCUGUGCUGUGAAAGAGAAGACGGAGUGACUUUUGCGAGAAGGAAGGAGAGAAAAGGGAGCGCUUGCACUUUCUGGUGCGGCAGAAAAAAAGCCGAGAGAGGGGAAAAACGGCUUUUCUGGCAGAGUGAGUGAGAGACGUAGUUACAGAGUUGGAGAGAGAGGCGCAGUGGCGCGUGCACUCUGGGACCCCAGCGUCUGCGUAGUGUCCGGCCGUGAAGGAGCUGCGGGACGUUUCUGACCCCUCGUAGUGUCUGUGGAGUUAACGAUGGACACCUCAGGGCCUGAGGACGUCCCGGUGGAGCCGAAGGAGAGGAAAAAGAUCCAGUUUGCUGUUCCCUCCACAGCGCCGACACAGCUGGACCCCAGACAGGUAGAGAUGAUACGCCGACGGAGGCCCACACCGGCAACACUGUUCAGAGUAGCUGACCAAACAUCUCCUGAAGACGACAACUCCACACAUCAGUGGGUUGUUGGAGAGAACGGCGUCCUCAAACCCAAGCGAGUGAAUCCCAGCGUCUACCAGCCUCCCUCACUGAAGGAUUCACAGGGGGAGGGCGUGAGAGACGACCGGCCAGAAUCAAGUAAACUGAUGACCACGGAGCGAACGGAGGAAGAGGAUGAAGAGGAGGAGGAGGAGGAGAAAGAGGAGGAAACCACAGAAGACGAGAGCAGAAACGUGGAGUAAAACAGAGGGAUGAAGAAGGGAGAGAGAGAGAGAGAGAGAGAGAGAGGGAUGAUGUAGAAAACAUUUUAGUUUUAGGAACUUUAAGCAUCGUAUUGAAACAGAAGAACAGUCUGUAUGGCCGUGUUUGUGUGUGUGUGUGUGUGUGUGUGUCUGUUUUUUUGGUAUUUCAGUUUCCCAAUAGAGCUGUACGAUAUAGUUUAUUAAUUAAUAUCACGAUGCAAAUGAGCCUUCUCACCAAUCACAGUGGGGCUUUUUAACGUAUGCUUUGAUCAUCCUGACCAAUCACAGAUGAAUCAAGGUAUUCACCUGAUCCAACCAUGCAGACCCGUCUUUAAUCACAGUCACAUUAUUGAUUCACUAACGUUUUUUAAUGUGUUGUACUACAGAAGAGUGGUCAGAUCGCCCCCUGCUGUUUGAACAUGCCAUCACGUUUUAGAUAGGGUGCCGUGUUGCCCCUGUAUUCAGUCAUAUUUAACGCUGUAUCAACAUUAUGAGUAAUAAAAUGUCAAUAAAAGGUCGAAAUGCCGUUUUUAUGAGCUUUUCCCCAAAAUGGCCCGACAUGCCGAUGACACCACUAUCAUGUAUUCCAGGGAACGGCACCAGUGCGUCACUAAAUGCUGUUAGCUACUGAACCGUUGGCCUCUGUGUAACGUCAACCUAUUCAACACAACACAUAUUUAUGACCUCAUUUUAUAGAGUGAUAGUCUCAAACUAACAUGCUGUUUAGCAUUUUGUGUUCAGCUCCCAGAAGAGCACCUCAUUCGUCUUAUUUAAUGGGGGCAAUAGCCACAGAUUUAUAUGAAUAAAUAAAAUAAAAUGCAAUAAGAAA
Molecule: messenger RNA, 1684 nt
Organism: Pygocentrus nattereri (red-bellied piranha)
Lineage: Eukaryota; Metazoa; Chordata; Actinopteri; Characiformes; Serrasalmidae
Gene: ppp1r1b
Product: protein phosphatase 1, regulatory (inhibitor) subunit 1B
Exons: 4
Coding region: 436-855 (139 amino acids)
Biological process (GO): intracellular signal transduction
Cellular component (GO): cytoplasm
Molecular function (GO): protein phosphatase inhibitor activity
Source: RefSeq, a predicted model, not a curated record